GACAUAGAGGGCGAGUGUGCGCAUGCGCGGCCGCCCGAGGGCCGAUGGCGGCUCCCGCUGUCCCCACGCCGCGAUACGAGCAUAUGGGGCCGCGCGGCCCUUACCGGGACGUGUACGAGCCGGCCGAGGACACCUUCCUGCUGCUGGACGCCCUGGAGCGGGAUGCGACCCAGCUCCGGCAGGCGGGGUACACGCGGAUCGACAUCUGCCUUGAAAUAGGGUCUGGGUCUGGCGUGGUUUCAGCAUUCUUAGCUUCCAUCAUUGGAGCCAGUGCGCUCUACCUAUGUACAGAUAUCAAUCCUAUGGCAGCUUACUGUACACUGGAGACAGCUCAGCUGAACAAUGUUCACCUUCAGCCAGUCAUUACUGACCUGGUCAAAGGACUGUCACCAAGAUUAAACGGGAUGGUUGAUCUACUGCUCUUUAAUCCACCAUAUGUGGUAACACCCUCUGAAGAGGUGCAAAGCCAUGGAAUAGAGGCAUCCUGGGCUGGUGGCAAAAACGGCAGAGAAGUAAUGGAUAGAGUUUUUCCAUUAGUAGCAGACUUGCUUUCAACAAGAGGAUUAUUCUACUUGGUCACAAUUAAAGAAAAUAACCCAGAUGAAAUUCUGGAAACAAUGAAGAAACAUGGCUUAGAAGGCACACAACUGCUUUCCAGACAAGCAGGACAGGAGAUGCUUACUAUUCUCAAAUUUAGGAAGCCUGGAUAACUGUUUUUGUUAUAUAUACUAGGCAUGCCAAAGGUUGGAUACAGAGUACUGAAGUUGUCAAAUUAUUUUCUAAGUCAGAUUUGGACAAAGUGCAUCCUCACUUCCUCAUCAUUGCAAUGAAACUGAUCAAGACUGUCCUUAUUUUUAUUCUGGAUGUCAACCAGCUUUUAUCUGGUUGUCAGGUACAGCUGUUCUCUGGCUAGCUGCAGGAGAGGUGUGAGUGAACUGGAAGAUACCAUAACGCAUCAUGUUUUGCACUUUGCUACUUUUACAAGUAGGAGUUUGUGUAUUUAUUUUUCUUGGCUUAUUGAAAGAAUAUACGUAUUUGAUGUAACUUCUACUGUUUUAAUAGCUAGUCUGUUGCUCUCUUUGGUUUAAAUGAAAAUUUGGAAUCGUGUUACUCGUUUUGAUGUAAUGCAAGGCACGGCUUCCAUAGAAACUGAUCUUUAAGGUUCUGUGUUAACAGAAACUUUAAAUGAUUGGUUAGCUGUUUUCAUGGGGACUAAAAUCACAAUUUAUUUGUUUUGUCAGUUACUGAGGCUUUAGAAUAACUAUUCUGUAUGACUUCAGAGCUAAGUGUAUACCUCUCUACUAAGCUAGCUGGCAAAAACUUUAGGUUUUUCAUCAUUGGAGCUGACCACCCAAAAAAGCUCAGCUAGGAGACUGUAGAAAGGUUUUGGACAAGCAGAACACCAUGAAAGAAAUAAAAGUGUAGGGCAUGUUAGCAGAAACACACAACUACAAACCCAGCUAGACCAUCUGCUAGACCAUUUUUCUGCAAAGUAACGUGAGAGGCUACUUUUUGACUGAUACAGGUCAGAAGUUGAUGUUUCUCAGGCAGAAAGCUUAUUCCUUGUACUAUGCUGAAGAGCAUACAGUACUAGAGAGCAGGCAGUACACAGUGGUGAUUGUUCUACAUUCCAAUAUCGCUACUCCCCAACUCAGAAGACUAUGGAAAAACAAACACUGCAAUUCAAUCCAAGCACAGCUAAUGCAUUACUUUCAGAUAACAUGGGUUUUUUUUUUGUCAAUAUGUUUUUAUAUGGAUUAAUAUGAAUGUGAGCAUGAACACUCAGAAGGAGAAUUUAGACAGAAGAUUCAGUUAUGUAAAGGAUAUUACCUGAUUUUGGUAAGUAAAAGAAUCCCUAAAUAACAAAGUGAGUCUCACUGACCAAAGCGAGGCUACAAUUACCUUUGAUUCUUAACUUCAGAAUACCUUGUCUAAGGAAUGCACAAGUGAGAAACUGAGAUGAAACUUUGUGACCACCUGUGAAAUAACAAUCCCAUAGUCUCUUUCUAGUGAUGACUUAAAGCAAUUCAUGUUCUUGCAAUUUACCUCCUUUACUGUAAGGAGGGGAGGUUCUCUACUCAUUGAUUCUGCUUUUAUGCAGAAUUAUGGUUUUGGUGUUACAACUGUAGUGCUGUUCAUCCUUAAGAUUGCUCUGUAGGCUUUCUGUUGUUAAUCAUUUUGACUAAAGUAAGGUUGCUGUGCAAAGGUCAUGACAUCAAAAAAACAAAAGAUGGAGUUAAAAUAUAUAAUGGAAUCAAACUGCAAGUUUAACAAAGGGAAUUUUUAGUUCACCUGACUCUAAGCUGUAAUUAAAGAAUUAGCUUAAAAACAGGUAAUCAAAGAAAAAAAUGCAGUUAGCCCUUGAGCAUGUGGUUUUACUGCACGUUAUAAAUGACAAUAAUGGAUCAGAACACAACAUGUAAUAAAACAUAACAUGCUUUCAACAAAAAUAGAUCACAAUGGACUAUCUGGCAGCUGGAUUUCUAAACAAGGAAAUAGAUGUGUCCACUUUAAUAAAUAAUGAGUCAGUUCUCUUA
Meleagris gallopavo (turkey) is the source of this 2537-nucleotide messenger RNA. RefSeq names its product HemK methyltransferase 2, ETF1 glutamine and histone H4 lysine (gene HEMK2). Gene Ontology annotation, molecular function: S-adenosylmethionine-dependent methyltransferase activity; nucleic acid binding; protein methyltransferase activity. The record is from RefSeq and is a predicted model, not a curated record. Lineage: Eukaryota; Metazoa; Chordata; Aves; Galliformes; Phasianidae. Gene Ontology annotation, biological process: methylation. Gene Ontology annotation, cellular component: eRF1 methyltransferase complex.